Molecule: messenger RNA, 5662 nt
Organism: Labeo rohita (rohu)
Lineage: Eukaryota; Metazoa; Chordata; Actinopteri; Cypriniformes; Cyprinidae
Gene: sbk1
Product: SH3 domain binding kinase 1
Biological process (GO): peptidyl-threonine phosphorylation; peptidyl-serine phosphorylation
Molecular function (GO): protein serine/threonine kinase activity; ATP binding
Source: RefSeq, a predicted model, not a curated record
CAUGUGAACCCGGGAACAAGAGACUGGCCGUUGAAUGAGCACAUCUGACAUCCCUAAAGGGACCCUGGAUGCUGCGAGACACAGACGCGCCGAGCACCAGCGCCGAUCCUCCAACAUCCGAGAGCGGAAACGCAAUGAAGUAGGUCAUUCACGCAUAGAUACGCAUGCAUGCACCCCCUCCCCAACCCCUCCAUCUCUCUCUCUCUCACACACACACUGUACAUCACUGAUGACUGAACACACACACACCAGCUCCUCGCUCCUCGUGCUCCGGCGGCUUCCUUCAGGAGCACACAAAGAAAGAAAACACAAAGAAAACGGACUGUUCUUUUUCCACAUGAGUGCAGGAUGUAGAGCAGCGCACUGUGGGCUUUGUUUAACAGAGCUGGAGUGCUGAGCAAACUCAAUUUUUGGUCAAAGAACAUCAUGCUUUUUUGGAAGCUCAGCGGACGAGGGAUGAAUUUCUAGCCGGGUUGGGAUCCGGACGCGGCGUUUGGAUGCAGGAACAUGAGGGCGAGAGACAGCAGGGCACCAGCAGUGCCCAGGUGGGGGUUCUCCCAGCGGGACGGGGCAGCGGGACGGGCGGCGCUCCGGUCGAGGACAUGCAGGCGCUGUCAAUCACGUCUCUCUCCGCCUCUGAGCUGGAACAGCAGUAUGAGCUGAUCGGUCCUUUGGGGAAGGGCACCUACGGCAAAGUCGACUUGGUGGUGCACCGGACGCAGGGUACUAAACUGGCUCUGAAGUACGUGAGUAAGAACAAGACGAAGUUGCGUAGUUUUCUGCGUGAGUACAGCCUGACGGCCGCGCUGGGCUGCAGCCCGUUCAUCAUCAAAGUUUUGAACGUCCUGUUUGAGACGGAGGACAGCUAUGUGUUCGGACAGGAGUACGCGCCCGCGGGAGAUCUGUUCGACAUCAUCCCACCUCAGGCCGGUUUGCCGGAGGAGAUGGUCAAGCGCUGUGUUCAGCAGCUGGGUUUGGCUCUGGACUUCAUGCACAGCAAGAGUCUCGUCCAUCGGGACGUGAAGCCAGAAAACGUUCUGCUUUUCGACCGCGAGUGCCGACGCGUGAAAUUGGCAGAUUUGGGAAUGACACGGCGGACCAGCCGGAUCAAGCGGAUCAGCGGCACCAUCCCGUACACCGCCGCCGAGGUGUGCCAGGCCUCGGUUUCGGAGGGAAUCGUCGUGGCGACGACCCAGGAUGUGUGGGCAUUCGGAGUUCUGCUGUUCUGCAUGCUGACGGGAAACUUUCCGUGGGAAGCGGCGUUACCUAGCGACGCAUUCUUUUCGGAAUUUCAACGCUGGCAGCGGGGGGCGUUCCCUCCCGGCGUCGUUCCCUCCCAGUGGCGACGGUUUUCGGACGAUGCGCUGCGCAUGUUUGGUCGUCUGUUGGCGUUGGAGCCCGAGCGACGCUGUGGGGUUAAAGAGGUGUUCUACUUCCUAAAAUACGACCUGCUGAAUCAUCACCGCCGCAGAGCUUCCUGUAGGGCGUCUAGGGGCGGUUCCGCACGUUGCUCCGCCCACAGACAUGCAGAGCCCUCUCCGCCUUCAGGCACUUCCUGUCUACGCCCCACCCCCCUCAAACGUAGCAUCCUGUCCGAACCACAUUCUUCUAGAGAAGAGUCCUCCAAAAGCCCAUCGCCCAACCGUCAAGACAAGAGCAAAGUGAUGAUGACCACUCCUAUUGAGAUUUGUGUAUGAAGCAAAAACUGGAUAUAGCAUUAAAAAAAGGUAGCAAUAUUACUUCACUAUUGGGAAAAUGUUUGCGCAGGAACAACAACGUAUCAAAGAACUGGCAUAAAUGUAGAAAUAGCAAACUAUUACAUGGUGACUAAUUUAAAGUAAAAGACGUAGCUUUGGUAGGUCACUUUAGCUCUAGAAAUUAAUCAGUUUCAAUAGGAAAAGGUAUUGAAUUAAUAAAAACUGCUUUCAUUUUAAAGGAAUAGUUCACUCCAAAAAGAAAUCGUUUACCUUGUGUCAUUCCAAACCCAUAUAAUUUUCUUCUUCCAUGGAAUGUUAAUAAAGAAAUACUCCGCGAUGCUCCACUAUGGAUCAUGAAAUGACAUAAAAGUACCAUAUUUUGAGUCUUCUAAAGCCAUAUGAUAGAUUUAUGUGAGGCAAUUUAUGUGACCAUAAAAUUGCAAAAAUGUACUUGUAGGAGUACAGCUGAUGGGUCAGUACACUUAAAGGGACAACUUUGUACCUUAUUUAUGCCUAAAAGGUGCAUAUUAGCAACCUUUAUGGGUAAAUUAGGUAAUAAAUACCCCUAAAAGUACAUUUUCUGCACAUUUUUUCAAAGUUGAAGAUGCAUUGCAUCUGGUCAUUGAUAUCAGUUCUAAAGCAGUUAAAGUUAAAAGUUUGCAUACACCUUGAAGAAACUGCAAAUGUGAAACAUUUUACCAAAAUAUGAGGGAUCGCAUGAUAUUUUUUAUUUAGUACUGACCUGAAUUAGAUAUUUCACAUAAAAGACAUGUACAUAUAGUCUGCAAGAGAAAAUAAUAGUUGAAUUUAUAAAAAUGACCCCGUUCAAAAGUUUACAUACACUUGAUUCUUAAUACUGUGUUAUUACCUGAAUGAUCCACAGCUGUGUGUGUGUUUUUUUUAGUGUUAUUGUUGUUCAUGAGUUUCUUGUUUGUCCUGAAACCUAAAACUUCAGAAAACUCAUUCAGGUCCCAAAAAUUCUUUGGUUUUUCAGAAUUGUUGUGCAUUUGAACCCUUUCCAACAAUGACUGUAUGAUUUGAGAUCCAUCUUUUCACGCUAAGGAGAACUGAGGGACUCAUAUGCAACUAUUACAGAAGGUUUAAAUACUCACUGAUGCUCCAGAAGGAAAAACGAUGCAUUAAGGGGGGUGAAAACUUUUGGAAUUUGAACUUAUUUUGUCUUCUGAGGACCAUGUAAGUAUCUUCUGUAGCUUCUAGCGUUUGAACCUUCUGUAAUAUUUUCUCUUGUGGACUAUAUGUAAAUGUCUUUUAUGUGAAAUAUCUUACUCAGGUUAGUACUAAAUAAAAAAUAACAUGCAUUUUGUAUGAUCCCUCUUAUUUUGGUAAAAUAAUUAACAUUUUGCAGAUUCUAAACCUUUGACUCUAACUGUAUAUCUCAAUGUGUUGUAUUUGAAUUGAAUAAUAUUUGAUAGAUACUGCAAAAGGGAAACAUUUUCAACACAAUUUUUGGAGUCACAUAGGCUACUUUUAUGUCCUUUUUUGUCCUUCUUGGAGCAAGUGUUAUUUUAGUAUCAUUGAUAUACUAUUAUAGGUUUUGUUGAUAUUGUGAAUAAGAUUUUAUUUUUAUAUUUUCUGGUUUUGAUUUUAAUUGUUGUUAAUGUUUUAGUGAUUUUGUGUUUUUUUUUAAUAUGCCUAUAUAGUUUUUAUUAGGUUUUAGUUUUAAGUUUAAGUUUAUUUAGUUUUAGUUAUUUUAGCACUUCAAAAUAAACUAAAUGAAAAUGUGAAUUGUUGCUUUGGCAACUAGCUAAAAUAUAUUUUUAGAAAUAAAAUGAUUUAUUUAUGGUUUUAGAUAAUGAUGAUAAGCUUGCGUGGAGCUUGUUUAAUGAAAUGAGUUAUUUGGGAAUUACAUGAUGGAGAAAAUAAUGUUGGGUGAACUAAACCUUUAAUGUAAAGAGGCUUCUAGGACUGCACGAUUAAUCAAAAUAAAACCAUAAUCGCAUUAUGGCAUAAUUUCAAUGGCUAGUAGGCUAAUAGAUUUUUUAUUAAAUACUUGAUUUUAUUUUACAGUAAAAUAUCAUUAUUAUUAAUACAUUUACAUAUUUUGUUCCAUAUUUUUUUAUUUAGUAAUAGUGGUAAUAGUGCAAAAAAUGAUAAUUAUGUUGACGUAUAACAAUAUUUUUGGCCAAAUUUUGCAGUCCAAUCAUAUCACAAUUUUUAUCAGAAAAAUUGCAGUUGGAUUUUUCCCCCUAAAUCGUGCAGCCCUAAUGGCUUCCUUAUAAGCACUUGACUUUUCUACAGUGCACUGAAACUAAAAAUGUGAAGAUACUUUAUGGAUCAUCAUGUGACUUUAAAACCAGCCUAUGACUGAAUCAUACAUGUUCACCAAUAGAAGAAUAAGAUAUUUUUUAUACUGGAUUUUUUUAAGUUUUACGAAACGACGAAUGCCACGAUGACCCGGAGACUGCCUGGAUGAACUUCCCAAGAGACAGAGGACAUUUUAAUCAAGUCUUCAAAGCUUCCUCUCCUGAGUUUUUAAGAGUCUCCAUAGAUCACAGGGAUUUUAUUAUGUCUCUUUGUAUUUGAUGUGUGCAUUCGAACACCUUUCUAUGAGAUCUUUGAAGAAACGCAUCAGGAGCUGCUCGUUUUCCUGGGAGGUUUUAGAUAAACAGUCGUGAUUAUGAUGGCUCGACUGAGACCAGUCUUCUGUGUUCUCGUAUAAUGGGUCAAUUAGGUAAGCGAAGCCUCAAGGGAUCGUUGGAGAACAUGAGAGCAUCUGCUCCCUAGAACAUUGUGACUGUGUUUCGUCAGGUAGUGCUAAUUUGUAGCUUCUUUUGUAUCGGAGAACAAACGACCAAUUAACUAACUUCUACAGAGACUCUUUUUAGUCUUAAAUUAAAGUGUAUGUUUACAUAGGACGCAUUAGAUAUUGAUUUAGGUGGUAUAGAGCAGUAAAAGUCUUAAUGUCUGAGGUACUUAUGUUGCAAAUGAGCACAACUAUUCAAAAACAAACUCAAGGACAGAUGAAAAGAAAAAUAAAGAGUUCUGUGUUGUAAGUACAAACGAGACAAUAACAAUCAUAAAACAGCUUAAUGGGGUUGGAUUUGUCCCUUUUUUUAAAGGACUGUUUUAAUGGUUGUUCAAACAACCUUGGAAUAUCAACCUACAAUAGAUGGUGUUUUCUAUUCAAAAUAAAAAAACAGUAAAUAUAUAUAAACUAGAUGUUAUUUAGCUGAUGUAAGGAUUGUCAUACAGUCGUAGAUUGUUCUGAAUGAUAAACAGCUAAUUAAACAGAUUAAAUGCACAUCAAAUUGUUUUAUAUGUUUCUUAUUUGUCAUGUGGCGAUUUGCAGUUUAAACUGUUGUUGCAAACUGUUGUGUUAAUUGUUUUCGUUAAGGCAUUUUCGAGUAUGUCCAACUCUAAACAACAUGAAUUGAAGCUAAAUUAUGGCUUUACCAAUGAAAACUGUUUAAAUUUAGCUCAUCAGGUACGUCUGCGGUAGGCCGAGUUCCCGUGGUUCAGUUUGGCAGCCAUGUGAGCUCAUUUAUUACACCUCCAACCAUUUAUCCACUUCAGAUAGCAUGCCAUCACAAUGUCAAACUGUUUAAACAUAACAGCUUCAUUAAGUUUUGUACCUGAGUGGAUUUAUAGUGGAAAUUAUUUAUGGUAUAUGGAUCCCCUGUCUUACCUGAAUUGUCUAUUAUCUUUAAUCUGCAUCCUUUAGUCUGAAUGAAGUGAUGGUGUAAUAAACAUCAGUCAAAGACAAGAGAAAACAGAAGAUUACGUAAGUGUAGCAAAUGGUUUUCAUAAUUAGUUAUAUUUUGAGGCUUUCUAUUAUGCAGUGUUACAGACAAUGUAGCAUAUUUACAGUGUAUAGCAUUAAUGAGAUUAUGGAAAUAUUCACAACAUUACAGUUCGUAAUGUGAAUUUAGAUAUUGUAAAAAUGUACAAGUUUACAGAGAGGUAAAGUAAAAUGUUACAGUAUUAAAAUUAUGAAAGGUAAAUAU